AUGAAUCAAGAUGUCAGCGAUGAUUCAAAGACGCCCGUGCUGGUGGAGGGGAGUCGAGAAGGAAGCAGAACGCGAGCCAGGUUUGACAGACGGUCACGGUUACGAGACCAGGCAGACGAGAUGGGUACCAGUGUAUCGACUUUAGCGGCUUCGCCUAGCCCUGCUCAUCCUUCACGGACGCCCAGUCGACGGAGAGCUGAGACGCAAGACUCUGAGAAGGCAGGACGAAUCUGGGCCAGGGAGGUAGACAAUGCAUGGUGGCCUUGUAUACUGGCACUCGAUGGAGGAGGGAUCAGGGGGUAUAGUAGUCUGAUGAUUAUGAAGGCGCUCAUGCACGAGGUUUGGCUUUGUGAGGAGAGGUUGGAUAGGGAGGAGGCAGAGCUCGAUGGUAGAGAACAAUCAGGAAUCGAUUCGCCAGUGGAGAUGAACGAUAGUGAGAGUGGACAGGCGAAAGCAGGUGCCCAUUAUGUUGAGAGCCAGAGGCUACCUACAGGCGUGACUGAUCGGCAAGAGUUGAGCUUGCGAGAUGAGACGGAAGCAAUAGAGAUAGAGCGCAUGCAUGGUGUCCGGUCAUCGUCUCCGCACCCAGCACAAGCAGAAAGUGCUCCAGCACGGCACACCGCGCGACAAGACAACUUGACUGCGGACGUGAGUACCAAGAAAGCCAUGUCCGAGGAAGAGCUUUUGCCAUGCCAUUAUUUUGACUUCAUCUACGGCACAUCGACUGGUGGCCUCAUAGCAACGAUACUAGGACGUUUACGCAUGACCGUUUCAGAAGGACUGGAGCUGUAUCGCAAGGUUGGCGAGGAUUUAUUCGGCAAGCGACGAUCUCGCGUACCACUUAUGACAAAGUACUACCAUCAGCCGCUAGAGAAGGCCGUACAGGACAUCGUGGGAGCACGGUGUCACGAGCACGAGAAUUGCAACGGCAAGGACGAUCUCCACCCAUGGGACACCGAGCAGUUCGACGAUAUCCUGCAACGAGCCAUACCCUUUGAUGUCGAUCGUCCACGAGUAUGCCAGUCUUGCUGCUUAACCGCCACACACGACGAGAACAUCUCGGAAGCCUACCUUCUCAGGUCCUACCCACACUACUACACUGAGACAGCACCGAAUUGGAUCACCCGUUACAAUGAGGGUGCUGAUGAACUUCCCAUCUGGAAGGUAACACGUGCCACGAGUGCGGCACCGUUUUACUUUGAUAUGAUCAGUCACGAAAUCGACGGCAUCACGAAGUCGUUCAAAGAUGGUGGUAUUCGCGAGAACAAUCCUAGCGGUGCCGCUCUGAGCGAGUUCCACGCACUGCAUGAAGGGAAAGCUGAGAGUCCUGCUCUGCUACUUAGUAUCGGCACCGGACGUCCAGACAGUUCUCAAGACGGCUUCGCAAGUAAUUGGCCUGGUCCUUUCGGUCGUGUGCCCAUCGUCGCCAAAUUCUUGGAGAAGCGAGCAGUAAUCCAGAACCUGUUAAUCAAGUACACCGAAGGCGAGAAGCAGCACCAUCAGAUGCGUGAGCAUGCUCAUGGCGAAAAUACAUGGUACAAACGUCUCAACGUCUCCACAGGCCUCCAAAACAUGCCUUUAGAUGACUGGCGACGAGGAAGGUAUGAGGAUCAGCAAGGCGUGCCUGGUGGGGCUAGUCUGACGCAUAUGAAGACCGUGACUGAAGAAUAUUUAGAGCGAGGGUUCGAUCCAGAAGUGGACUCAUAUGCGCCGCCUAAGGUUAUGUUGAAGCAGGCAGCGGAGAAGUUAGUCAGGCAGAGGAGAGCGAGAGAGAAGAUGGGAGGUAUGAGGUGGGAGACUUUUAUUGGGAAGUACUUGCAUAAGGUACCUGGCGAGGAAGAUCCCGCAGCGAAUGAUUGA
Messenger RNA from Recurvomyces mirabilis, 1860 nucleotides. RefSeq lists its product as uncharacterized. Lineage: Eukaryota; Fungi; Ascomycota; Dothideomycetes; Mycosphaerellales; Teratosphaeriaceae. Gene Ontology annotation, biological process: arachidonate metabolic process. The coding region runs from base 1 to 1860 and encodes 619 amino acids. Gene Ontology annotation, cellular component: membrane. The record is from RefSeq and is a predicted model, not a curated record. The transcript has a single exon.